ACACUGCUGCGCAUGCGCCUCCUGACUCUUCCUCUGGGCGCCACUCACAGCCGAGGGGGCGGGGACGGCUUUCUUUCAUUGGUCGCCGCAGUAAGCUCUCCGCCGGCCCCCGUUUCAGGAGUACUGCGCCGGCGCUCCGAGCGGCGACUGGCGCGGCUCCCAAACUGUCGUAAACGCGCUAACUGACGCAAAAGCAAAGCCGCGUGGGUGAAAAACGGCCUUUGCUUUACGGCAGAUUCCUCUGUGCGCACCUGCGAUUGGCUGGUGAGUCAAGGCGCGCGCUCCUGCCCGGUCGCGCUUUGUUGACGACAGCGGUAGCGGCCGGCUGGCCGGGCCUGGGUAAGGAGCCACGUGGGGUGCUCGUGGUGGGUAGAAAAUGUCUUUUAGAGGCAGAGGAGGUGGCGGAGGAGGCAGAGGUGGCUUCAAUCGUGGUGGUGGAGGUGGCUUCAAUCGUGGUGGUGGAGGUGGCUUCAAUCGUGGUGGAGGAGGUGGCUUCAAUCGUGGUGGAGGAGGUGGCUUCAAUCGAGGUGGACGAGGUGGCUUUGGGCGUGGAGGGGGUGGACGAGGAGGCUUCAACAGAGGAUAUGACCAAGGACCUCCUGAAAGUGUAGUUAUAUUGGGAGAAUUCAUGCAUCCUUGUGAAGAUGACAUUGUUUGCAAAUGCACAACGGAAGAAAACAGAGUGCCUUAUUUCAAUGCACCAGUUUACUUGGAUAAUAAAGAGCAGAUUGGCAAAGUGGAUGAAAUAUUUGGACAGCUAAGAGACUUUUAUUUUUCAGUUAAACUGUCAGAAAACAUGAAGGCCUCUUCCUUUAAAAAAUUACAAAAGUUUUAUAUUGACCCAGCAAAGUUAUUGCCAUUGCAAAGGUUUUUGCCUAGGCCUCCAGGUGAGAAAGGUGCUCCAAGAGGAGGUGGGAGAGGAGGACGUGGGAGAGGAGGAGGUAGAGGUGGAGGUGGCUUCAGAGGAGGAAGAGGUGGUGGAGGCUUCAGAGGAGGAAGAGGUGGAGGUGGUGGCCGUGGUUUCAGGGGUAGAGGACGUUAAAAAGUGGAGAUAUUGGCAUCUAACUGCUGAAUUUUCUAGUGGACCUGAAAAGUAAUAAAUUGUUUUUAAAGCAAGCAAAGUAACAAAAUGUAUCGCCAACAUUAAUUGUUACAACUAAUGGAUGCUUAUCAACACAUGAAGAGGAUGUGUUCACCCAUGAAAAAUUGAAGGCAGCUCUUUAUUCUUCACUUGAAAUAUACUUGAACAUUUUUUAAUGAUCAAAGCAGACUUUAAAUUUUAUGUUUUUAGAUUCUUCAUUUCUGACAGUCUAUUUUAGUUAAUGCUUGACUUCAUGUUGAAGUUGAAAGUUAAUGAUCCACUGAAGAAGUAAAAAAAAAAAAAAAGCUACAGAUUCUCUAAGGGCACAGAUAUGAAUCUAUGUUACACAUGACUGGUGUCUUGUUCUCCCUGUCUUUUUAUUGUUGCAUUUGUUGUGCUGUGUAUGUUGCACAUAUCCUGCUUAAUUCUUUCUCUUGUUUACUAUUUUGGAAUAUUUUCAAUGACUAACAAAGUCUAAAAACCAAAUAUUUUAAAAAAUAGAAAAUUUGUAUAAAACGCACCAUGCCAGAAAAGGAGGAUAGUAAAGAAUACUUAAUACA
This is a messenger RNA of Mauremys reevesii (Reeves's turtle), 1641 nucleotides long. RefSeq names its product GAR1 ribonucleoprotein (gene GAR1). Gene Ontology annotation, molecular function: box H/ACA snoRNA binding. The record is from RefSeq and is a predicted model, not a curated record. Gene Ontology annotation, biological process: ribosome biogenesis; snoRNA guided rRNA pseudouridine synthesis. Lineage: Eukaryota; Metazoa; Chordata; Testudines; Geoemydidae. Gene Ontology annotation, cellular component: box H/ACA snoRNP complex. The coding region runs from base 377 to 1042 and encodes 221 amino acids. The transcript has 7 exons.